AUCACACUGACAUGUUUCGAAAAUGCCAUUUUAUCGUAAACCGCAAAAUUUUAUACCUUUAUUAAUAGCGGCUGAGAAAAAAGCUGUUAAAAAUGGACGACAUCAUGCAAUUUUUACGUCUCGAUUUGAUAAGUACGUUGGCGAUUGGAAGGAGGAUUUAAAAGAAGGGAAAGGUGUAUACGUAACCUGUACCGGAAAAUUGUAUGAAGGCGACUGGUAUAAGGGCUUCCGGCAUGGCUUUGGAGCUCUGAGUAAUAAACUUCCAAAUGGGACUUACAAACUCGAGUACAGAGGAGAGUGGGUGAGAGGUAAACCAGAGGGCGCUGGUUGGCGAUAUUAUAAGAAUGGAGAUAUUUAUUUUGGUUUCUGGAAAAGAGGUUUUAGGCAUGACUAUGGCAAAAUGUGGUAUGCAAAUGGAACAUUUUACGUUGGCUAUUGGAAUAUGAAUAAGAGGGAGGGUCUCGGAAUGUUUGUACAAGAGAAUGGCAAUCGUUACGAAGGUAAUUGGGAAAAUGAUACAAAAAAUGGUAUCGGAAGAUUCUAUCACCUGCACACGGGUCAACUGCAAGAAGGCUGUUGGCAACAUGAUAUUUGUGUUAUGUCCAAGAUAUCUGAUAUUGAAAUACGACAAUUUUGCGAUUACCCUACUGAAUAUGCUAUACCUUAUGAUUCUUUACAAGAUUCGAGACGGAUCCUGGAAGAAAGCCAAUUUUGGUUACAACAAAGGCUGGGCGUUAUAAAAAAACCACUAAAAGAUUGUAUUGAUCAGAUGUAAUUUAUUUCGGAACUUUUACCAGAUCAUUUUAAUAAUUGUACAAAUUCUUAUAGAUAUAUUAUACAAUGUAAAUUCUUAAAUUAAACUUACGACAGAGUUUUACUGUCAUUUGUCUAUCACAGCAUAUUUCAAUUAUUACACUACUUAAAUAUUCAUUUUGAACCAUAAUUAUUAUUUUAAUCAGUUUGAGUUGAGUGCUUUGUACCAACUCAAAAAUAAAGUUAAGUAGUAAGUUUUGACUAUGAAAUGUAUUGCUCUUACUUCAAAUUGAUAUCUUGCAGUAAGGUACUUUUAACGUCAGGCCUCUUUUUUACCUAGAUUGGUGUUUGGGCAGUCUAAUAAUACGAAUAAAAUAAAUAUAUUAGUUACCUACAUA
Molecule: messenger RNA, 1151 nt
Organism: Colias croceus (clouded yellow)
Lineage: Eukaryota; Metazoa; Arthropoda; Insecta; Lepidoptera; Pieridae
Product: MORN repeat-containing protein 3-like
Exons: 5
Coding region: 23-775 (250 amino acids)
Source: RefSeq, a predicted model, not a curated record